AUGACGAUGGCUACAUCGUUUCCGCUGAGGUCGUUCCUCGUUCUGUCGCUGGUCGCCUUGUCCCGGGCUGCGAUCGACUUCGCGUCCAUGGCCGAGUCCAAUUUCCCGUCGGUCCAGGCGGAGAAGUUCAUUAGGGAUCUCAAUCUGUUCCCUAAAAAGGAAGUUAAUGUCGUCGAGGGUGGCGCGGCGCCGAUUCGCGGCGACGCACCCACUGGGAAGAAGAUUGUGGAGAAGAGGAUCAGCUUCCCGAAUCUGGUUGGGGAAGGCGAGGUCGGAUUUGCCGUCGAGGAUUUGGGGCACCACGCUGGUUACUACAAUAUUGAGCAUUCCUAUGCCGCUAAGAUGUUUUACUUCUUCUUCGAGUCCCGCAACAGUAAGAAGGACCCUGUUGUCAUCUGGUUGACUGGGGGACCGGGCUGCAGCAGCGAGCUGGCUAUAUUUUAUGAAAAUGGCCCUUUCAGCAUUGCAAAUAACAUGUCUCUUGUGUGGAACAACUUUGGCUGGGACCAGGCAUCAAAUCUUAUAUAUGUUGAUCAGCCGACUGGGACUGGAUUCAGCUAUAGCACCGAUCGACGUGACAUUCGCCAUGAUGAAGCCGGAGUUAGUGAUGACCUAUACGACUUCUUGCAGGCCUUUUUCACAGAGCAUCCUGAACUUGCAGAGAAUGACUUCUACAUUACUGGUGAAUCAUAUGCUGGACACUACAUUCCUGCUUUCGCUUCUCGAGUUCACAAAGGGAACAAGAAUAAUGAAGGGAUCCACAUAAACUUCAAGGGUUUUGCAAUCGGCAAUGGCCUGACAGAUCCUGCAUUGCAGUAUAAGGCUUACCCUGAUUUUGCGCUGAAGAACGGGAUUAUAACGGAAUCACAAUUCAAUAAAAUUACAAAGAUUGUCCCAGUGUGUGAACUGGCAAUUAAGCUGUGCGGAACUGAUGGUACGGUGUCUUGUUUGGCCUCCUAUUUUGUUUGCAAUACCAUAUUUAAUUCAAUCAUGUCGGUGGCUGGUAAUAUAAAUUAUUAUGACAUCAGGAAGGAAUGUGUAGGGAGCCUUUGCUAUGACUUCUCCAACAUGGAAAAAUUUCUUAACCUGAAUACUGUUAGGGAGUCACUUGGUGUUGGGGAUAUAGACUUCGUGUCGUGCAGUCCGACUGUGUACCAGGCCAUGUUGGUUGACUGGAUGAGGAACCUUGAAGUCGGGAUUCCCGCUCUUCUUGAGGAUGGAAUUCACAUGCUUAUCUAUGCUGGAGAAUAUGAUCUCAUCUGCAAUUGGCUAGGUAAUUCAAGAUGGGUUCAUGCUAUGGAGUGGUCUGGCCAGAAAGAGUUCGUAUCAUCUCCAGAAAUCUCCUUUGAAGUGGACGGUGCAGAGGCUGGAGUGCUGAAAACUCACGGACCCCUGUCCUUCCUUAAGGUCCACAAUGCUGGGCACAUGGUUCCAAUGGACCAGCCAAAGGCUGCAUUAGAGAUGCUGAAGAGGUGGACUCAAGGCAAACUAUCUGAUGCCACUGCCGAUGAAUCCAACUCGAGCAAGUUGGUAGCUGAGUUCUGA
Messenger RNA from Linum trigynum, 1545 nucleotides. Lineage: Eukaryota; Viridiplantae; Streptophyta; Magnoliopsida; Malpighiales; Linaceae. The record is from the annotation of a GenBank genome assembly.